Molecule: messenger RNA, 291 nt
Organism: Penicillium riverlandense
Lineage: Eukaryota; Fungi; Ascomycota; Eurotiomycetes; Eurotiales; Aspergillaceae
Exons: 2
Coding region: 1-291 (96 amino acids)
Source: RefSeq, a predicted model, not a curated record
AUGUCGCGCGAAUCCAGUGUCCCUGGCCAGGAAUUGCGGGGCAGACCAAAUCGACGGGGGAAGCCUGCAGUUCGCAACGGGGCAAAGUUCGCCGGACAGGGGGUCGAGAUGAACACGGUGGAAGUGGGGGGUUUAUGGGAGAAGAAGAGAUGGGAAUGGAAGGAAGACAGGCUGGGGGCCAAAAGCAACAGCUCGCCAGGCAGUCAGGCAGGGUCGCUCGGGGUGUCUCCUGACGAAGAGAAGAGAGAAUCACGAACAAUAAGACCAGACGAGGACGAUGAUGAUGAUUAA